This is a messenger RNA of Eurytemora carolleeae, 1741 nucleotides long. Its product is annotated as transcriptional repressor CTCF. Gene Ontology annotation, biological process: regulation of transcription by RNA polymerase II. The coding region runs from base 755 to 1624 and encodes 289 amino acids. The record is from RefSeq and is a predicted model, not a curated record. Gene Ontology annotation, cellular component: nucleus. Gene Ontology annotation, molecular function: DNA-binding transcription factor activity, RNA polymerase II-specific; RNA polymerase II transcription regulatory region sequence-specific DNA binding. Lineage: Eukaryota; Metazoa; Arthropoda; Copepoda; Calanoida; Temoridae. The transcript is spliced from 4 exons.
CAUUUCCCAACCCCCUAUUAAAGCAAACUAAAAAAUAUUUACACCUCUGCUUUUGCUUUUCAUAAAAAUCUAUGCAUUGAUUGUCUGGGCACCGCUGAAUCUAGAUCAAGACGGGGGGGGGGGGGUUAUAUGUGGAGAAUUGUGCUUUAGGCUCGAAGGGGGGCAUAGUAGAAACAGUCAGUGUCACCCAGAGUCUAGCUUACCAUUUUCUCCCAGACUGGUUCUACCCACAUCCACCUGAUAUGAUUUACCUGGUUUACAGUCAGUUGGUUUAUCCUCAGUCUUUCUCCUUCUUUCCCCGCAUUUUGGUUUUAAUUUUUAAAAUGCUUGACCCUUAACAUUCCACAAUAUCUUUUUGGCAUUUACGUCUUUUUUAUCAGUUUGAGUUUUUGUUUCUUCAUUUAUCCAUACAACAUAUUUACUGUACAUAUUUCAGAAAGAAUGGCAGAAAUUAUGGAAGAAGAUAAAGUUACCCGUAAAGAAGAAAUCUCUACUGCAGAGGACACAUGUACUGUAUUUGUAGUGGGAGAAGAUGUAAAAGAGGAAAUUACAGAAAAUCAAGGUGAAAUUGUCAAGAUUGAAGAAGAUCCUCUUUUCUCUGAACAAAAGAUACUAAAAAAGAGGAAGCUGACAGAUAAAAGAGAUAAAAGUUAUGCCUGUGGAAAAUGUGAUUAUGUGGCAACUCAAUUAUGUCAUUUGAAGACACACACCGACCAAGCUUAUAUUUGCUUGAUACACUUCUAAAAGAGAAAGAAUGGCCGAAAUUAUAGAAGAAGAUACCAUUAAAGAAAAAAUCGCUACUGUAGAGGAUACAUGUACUGUAUUUGUUUUGGGAGAAGAUGUAAAAGAGGAAAGUACAGAAAUUCAAGAUGAAGUUGUCAAGAUUGAAGUAGAUCCCCUUUUCCCUGAACAAAAGAGGAUUAAAAGGAGGAAACUGAGAGAUAAAAGAGAUAAACGUUAUUCCUGUGGAGAAUGUGAUUAUGUGGCAACUAAAUCCAGUCAUUUGAAGACACAUAUUAAAAAAAAACAUGAAGGAGUGAGGUAUCCCUGCGAUCAGUGUGAGUACCUUGCUACUGAAGUAUGCUAUUUAAAGAAUCACAUUGAAAAUAAACAUGAAGGAGUAAGAUAUCCAUGCAAUCAAUGUGAGUACGCUGCAACUACACCAGGUAGUCUGAAGUUACAUAUUGAAAAUAAACAUGAAGGAAUAAGAUAUCCUUGCUCUCAUUGUGAAUACGCUGCCACUCAAGCAGGUAAUCUGAAGAUACACAUUGAAUCUAAACAUGAAGGAGUAAGAUAUCCAUGCAUUCAAUGCGAGUACGCUUCAACUACAGCAAGUGAGCUGAAGAAACACAUUAAAUCUAAACAUGAAGGAGUGAGAUAUCCAUGUGAUCAAUGUGAAUACGCUGCCACUACACUUAGAAAUCUUAAAGUACAUAUUGAAAAAAUACAUGAAGGAGUGAGAUAUCCAUGUGAUCAAUGCGAGUACGCUGCCACUACAGCCAGUAGUCUUAAGAUGCAUAUUAAAAGUAUUCAUGAUGGAGUGAGAUAUCCCUGUGAUCAGUGUGAAUACGCUGCCACUAGAGAAGGUGAUCUGAAGAGACACAUUGAGUCUAGACAUAAAUGAGUAAGAUAUAUGCGUUUGCCAGUGUAUAUAUGCUGCAACUGACCCAAGAAGUCUUAGGAGACAUACUAUAAUUAUUCAUGAAGGAGUGAGAUAUCCCUGUCAUUUAAAAACACUCAA